Cherax quadricarinatus is the source of this 793-nucleotide messenger RNA. NCBI's taxonomy places the organism in Eukaryota, Metazoa, Arthropoda, Malacostraca, Decapoda, Parastacidae. The record is from RefSeq and is a predicted model, not a curated record.
CUUCAUGCCUCCAUAUCUCGUUGGUGCUAGACAAGAACAUAUGCAAGUAUUCUGAAAGAUUAUAUUGGUGCACACUUCUAAGUAAGACAUGGUUCAAGUUGUAUUCGUCCAUCCUGACCUUGGCAUUGGUGGUGCUGAGCGUCUUGUAGUUGAUGCUGCUUUGGCCCUCAGGAGAAAGGGUCAUGAUGUCCAGUUUUUCACUGCCCAUCAUGAUCCUGGACACUGUUUCCCAGAAACCAGGGAUGGCCAGUUAGAAGUGACAUGUAUAGGAGACUGGCUCCCUCGUUCAACUUUUGGGAUGCUAGCAGCUUUUUGGGCCUACAUACGAAUGAUAUAUGUGUCAUUAUACCUAGUAAUGUUCAGUGGCAUAAAGUAUGAUGUUGUAUUUGUAGAUCAGGUAUCUGCUUGCAUACCAUUCUUAAGAAUGAAAGGUGGUACAAAGAUAAUUUUCUACUGUCAUUUUCCUGAUCAGCUUUUGACAGAGAGAAAAUCUUUUCUUAAAAAAGUUUAUAGGUAUAUUUUGGAUACUUUAGAGGAAAAAACAACAAGUCAGGCUGAUUGUGUUUUAGUAAAUAGUCACUUCACUGCAAGUGUAUAUAAGGAGACCUUUAAAUCUAUCAAAACUUCUCCAUCAGUUUUGUAUCCAUCAUUAGAUUUUGAUAAUUUUGAUAAAUAUUCAUCAUUGACUUUAAAAGAUGUUGAUUUAGAUCUUGAUAGUGAGUGCAUAUUCCUUUCACUAAAUCGUUAUGAGCGAAAGAAGAAUGUCAGUUUAGCAUUGCAGUCCAUGAAACUU